Messenger RNA from Phytophthora sojae, 555 nucleotides. RefSeq lists its product as hypothetical. Gene Ontology annotation, molecular function: protein binding. The transcript is spliced from 3 exons. The annotation marks the transcript as partial. The record is from RefSeq and is a predicted model, not a curated record. NCBI's taxonomy places the organism in Eukaryota, Oomycota, Peronosporomycetes, Peronosporales, Peronosporaceae.
AUGGAGUUCGCAGCAAGUUGUGGGCAUCUCGACGUGUUGAAGUGGCUACACACGAUCAAACCGAUGAUUUGUUCGACGGAAGCAAUGGACCGCGCAGCGGCGAACGGACACUUGGAUGUCGUCCAAUGGCUGCAUCAUAAUCGAACCGAAGGCUGCACGACUAACGCUAUGGACGACGCGGCACACUAUGGUCACCUAGAAGUGGUGAAGUGGCUUCACACCAAUCGGACUGAGGGAUGCACGAAGAAUGCACUCGUUUUUGCUGCAGCGAACCAUAAAAUCAACGUCGUGAAGUGGUUCUGGUUGCAUGAAAAUCGAACUGAAGGUUCCACCACAAAAGCUAUGGAUGAUGCUGCACGUAAUGGCCACUUGGAAGUGGUCAAGUGGCUGCACACGCAUAGGACGGAGGGCUGCACGGCAAACGCGCUGGACUCGGCUGCAACAGAGGGUCGGCUUGAAGUGGUCCAAUGGCUGUGGGGGAACAGUACCGAGGGCUGUACUACGAGGGCGAUCGACAGCGCUGCCUUCCACCGCCAUGACUCACUGGUCCGUUGG